This is a messenger RNA of Emys orbicularis (European pond turtle), 1512 nucleotides long. RefSeq names its product hyaluronidase-4-like. Bases 1 to 1512 code for a protein of 503 amino acids. The transcript has 4 exons. Gene Ontology annotation, biological process: carbohydrate metabolic process; hyaluronan catabolic process. Gene Ontology annotation, cellular component: cytoplasmic vesicle. NCBI's taxonomy places the organism in Eukaryota, Metazoa, Chordata, Testudines, Emydidae. The record is from RefSeq and is a predicted model, not a curated record. Gene Ontology annotation, molecular function: hyalurononglucosaminidase activity.
AUGGCUGCAAAACCCCUCUGCAGAGUGGAGCAAACUGCAGUGAGGCCCAGCUCGGGCAGGCUCCUGGCAUGGAGCUCACCGGCCUUCAGGCUACACGGGUGCCCCCUGCACCGCACUGUCUUGCUGCUGCUGCUCCUGUGCCCCAAGCUGCCCAGAGGUCAUAACCUGAAGCCAUCCUUGCCCCCCAUUGUGACAGACCGGCCCUUUCUGGUGGCCUGGAAUGCUCCAACGGCUCGGUGCUGGACUUCCUAUGAGGUGCCCCUCAGUGUGGCCUCCUUCAGCCUCCUGGCGAACGCGCAGGAAGACUUCACAGGCGGGAACAUCACCAUCUUCUACUACGAUCAGCUGGGUCUGUACCCCUACUACCUGAACAAAACCACGCCGCCCGUAGCCAUCAACGGCGGCUGCCCACAGAAUGCCAGCCUGCUGGACCACCUGGACAAGAUGACCAGCGACAUCGCCACCGCCAUGCCCUCAGCUUCCUUCGCUGGCCUGUCCGUGAUCGAUUGGGAGAACUGGAGGCCCCAGUGGAUCCGGAACUGGGACAAGAAGAACGUCUACCGGACCAUGUCCGCCCGGCUGGUGAGGCAAAGGAACCCACACUGGCCCGAUGAGCAGGUGGAGCUGGAGGCCAAGUGGGAGUUCGAGACGGCUGCGGCCAGGUUCAUGGUGGAGACCCUCAAGCUGGCACAGUUGCUGCGCCCUGGGGGCUGGUGGGGCUACUACCUCUUCCCUGAAUGCUACAACUAUCAUUACUGGGAUGACUUUGAGAACUUCACUGGGGGCUGCCCCCAGGUGGAGGUGCAGCGCAACAACAAGCUGCUGUGGCUGUGGGAGCAGAGCAAGGCGCUCUACCCCUCCAUCUACAUGGAGGAGGUGCUGAGAGCCUCCCCGCAGGGCAAGAAGUUUGUGCAGGCCAAGCUAAGCGAAGCUCUGCGCGUGGCUCAGCUGCCCUCCGUCAACCACUCCCUGCCUGUCUUCGCGUAUGCCCGGCCCUUCUACAGCUACACCCUGAAGGAGCUAACCCAGACAGACCUAGUGCACACGAUCGGGCAGGCAGCAGCCAUGGGGGCUCACGGCAUCGUUCUCUGGGGAGGUGUGGAAUAUUCUCGCAACCGGCCCAACUGUGUAAAGAUCCAGAAAUACCUGACUGGCACCUUAGGCCCUUACAUCAUCAACGUGACCACGGCAACCAAACUCUGCAGCCAGUUUGUCUGCAACAACCAUGGCCGCUGCCUUCGCAGAAAGAUGGAUUUGGACAGCUACCUGCACCUGGACGCGAGCUCCUUCCAGAUCCGAGUGGACAAAGCCGCCCAUGGACCACGCGUGUCCGUGAAAGGAGCCCUCACCACCCAGCAGAGGGACAGGAUGAGACAAGAGUUCACAUGUCACUGCUACCAGGGCUGGAGGGGGGAACACUGCCAUUCCCGGGGUCACAGCAACCAGCUCUGGGCAUGGGACUUGUGCAUCCCCAUGGUGGCGAUGUCUGCAAUAUGGACGUGGGGCAUGUGA